UCUGAGGGGGGAUUUAAAGACAUUAUUUGGUUAAAGACACAUACUCGGGGUUCAGAGCAGCAGACAUCCAGCAGCUUGAGGCGGAGAACAUGGAGAAGAGUGGGAGCACCGACAGUCUGGGCUCGAAGCGCUCCUCGUCCCGACAGCCAAGUGUUGAUUCAUUGUCCAGCACUUCCACCUCUCGCUCUGACCGGUCUGCUCAGGCCAAGCCACCGUCUGCCAUGUCCUCUGACUCUGUGUCCACUUCCGAGUUUUCUCCAGAGCUCCGGGUCAAGCCCAAAAUACCCACCAAGGUGCUCAGAGAGUCAGACAAGGAGGAACCACAGUUACUUCCAAAUGAAACUGUGCAGGAUAUGGCCCAAGAUGUCACCUACUUCUGUCCUUUCAUUGGAGCCCUAAGGGGAACAGUGAUAAUUACCAACUACAGACUUUUCUUCAAAUGCAUGGACAGGGAGCCAGCAUUUGUGCUGGACCUGCCCCUCGGGGUGGUGAGUCGUGUGGAAAAGAUUGGAAAUGCAUCAAGCCGUGGUGAUGUGUCCUAUGGGCUCGUUUGCAAGGAUAUGCGUAAUCUACGAUUUGCACACAAGCAGAUGGAGGACACACUCAGGAAGUCCAUUUUUGAAGUGCUGAUGAAAUUUGCGUUUCCUGUUUCCAACGGGCUGCAAAUCUUUGCCUUUGAGUACGGGCAAGUGUUUCCUGAAAAUGGAUGGAAGGUGUAUGACAGUGUCUCUGAAUAUAAAAGACAGGGAAUACCCAAUGAAAGCUGGAGGAUCACAAAAGUUAAUGAUCACUACGAGCUGUGCGACACCUACCCGUCUACUCUGGCAGCGCCUGUCAACAUCCCAGACGAAGAGCUGAAGAGAGUAGCUGCCUUCCGGGCGAAAGGGAGGAUACCUGUGCUGUCAUGGAUCCACCCAGAGAGCCAAGCGACAGUGACACGCUGCAGUCAGCCUAUGGUUGGGGUGAACGGGAAGCGGAGCAAAGAGGAUGAGAAAUACCUCCAGGCUAUCAUGGAUGCCAAUGCUCAGUCCCAUAAACUCUUUAUUUUUGAUGCCAGGCCUAGUGUCAACGCUGCUGCCAACAAGAUGAAAGGGGGUGGAUAUGAAAGUGAGGAUGCUUAUCAAAAUGCUGAGCUGGUGUUCUUGGAUAUUCACAAUAUCCAUGUGAUGAGAGAGUCACUCCGCAAACUGAAGGAUGUGGUCUACCCCAACAUUGCGGACUCCCACUGGCUCUCCAAUCUGGAGUCCACUCAUUGGCUUGAGCACAUCAAACUGAUCCUGGCGGGAGCCCUGCGGAUUGCAGAUAAGGUCGAGUCUGGGAAGACGUCAGUGGUGGUGCACUGCAGCGAUGGUUGGGACCGCACGGGCCAGCUCACCUCCUUGGCGAUGCUCAUGCUGGACAGUUACUACCGCACCAUUCGCGGCUUCGAGGUGCUGCUCGAGAAAGAGUGGCUGAGCUUCGGUCAUCGCUUCCAGCUGCGUAUCGGCCAUGGCGAUAAGAACCACACAGAUGCAGAUCGCUCACCUGUUUUUAUUCAGUUCAUUGACUGCGUCUGGCAGUUGACUCGUCAGUUUCCCGCAGCUUUUGAGUUUAAUGAAUACUUCCUGGUGACCAUCCUGGACCACCUGUACAGCUGCCUGUUCGGGACGUUCUUGUGUAACUGCGAACAGCAGAGGUUGAAGGAAGAGAUUCCAAAGAGGACGGUAUCAUUGUGGUCUUACAUUAACAGCCAGCUGGAGGAGUUUACCAAUCCUUUAUACGUCAACUACUCCAACCAUGUGCUGUUCCCUGUAGUCAGCUUACGCCACCUGGAGCUUUGGGUUGGCUACUACAUUCGCUGGAACCCUCGCAUGAGACCUCAGGAACCUGUUCACCAACGCUACAAGGAGCUGCUGGUGAAGCGUGCAGAGCUGCAGAAGCGAGUGGACGAGUUACAGCGAGAGGUGACCAAUCGCUCAGCUUCGUCUUCCUCUGAACGGGCAGGUUCCCCAACACGCUCCAUCACACCAGUGCAGACCUUUGUUUGACACUACUUGAUCCUCAUGACGGUCGCAGAAGCUGAAUCCUACGUAUGAGAAGGCACUAUACAGUCAUAAUCAGUAGGACACAACCGGCACCAGGAAGGUUCUGGGUGUCGAACUGCCUCUUUUGGUGGCACAUCAUAUUAGUAAACCACUACCAAAUGUCUGAUAAAGCAGAUUACUGUAAUGUAUCUAUCACAGGUCAUGUAGAGUCUGCUUCCAACAGAAGAGUGUCUUUCUCACACUACUUGACUACAGCCAUAUUGUACUCUUUCUCCAGGGUUGAGUGGACACUUAACCAGAAUAGCGAGUACUUUUUAGCAUAUCAACCUACCUUCAAUCAGUGAUGAUAGCUUUUGAUGUACACUAAAAUAUUACUCGGGUAAAAUAUUUAUGCCUUAUACCCUUCAUAGAAACACUCACUUCAUUCCUCCAUUUUGCAAUAGUUUGUUCGGUCUUUGAUUUGAGGGAAGUGCUGCUGAAGCAGUUUUAAGAUGUCCUGUUGCAAAGAUAUUUUGAGCUCUAAAACCUACUAAAUGCCUCAUGAGUUGUUUUUGUUUGUUCAAAAAUGUAGCUAAAGGGCUGGAGUGUUAGCUUCUUCUAAUAGCAAAGAAAAAAGUAGUCAAUGAGUGCAUAAAAAGCGAGUGGUUGUCCUCACAAGUCAGUGCUUUUAGAUUAAUGUGACCAAAUAUCAUUGUUUUUUUAUGACUACAUAAUGUGUCAUGUAUGACAUUCCUAUCAUUGAGUGAUAUGAGUUUUUGUAAGGUUCAUUUUUCUUACUAGUUAACAUUAUUUAUUAUCCUUUAGUGCAGACUUGUACUUAUGACACUCAAACAUGCUCUGUCUCAAUCAUAAACUGAUUAGAGAUGUGCCCAUGCAAUAUUAAUAAGUUGCACAGAAUAUGCAAUAGUUCCUUUGUCCCACUUAACAGUAAUUUACUCAAAAUGUCAACGUGUGAAGAUUUUUUGCACAUGCUAUUUUAAAGCUAGUAGCAGCCAAUAUUGUUUUUAUAGUAAGCAGAGUGUGUAACACAACUAAUUAUUAGCUUUGGAUAGUUUUUUCAGUUUAAUGAACCUGAAUGAACAUCUGUGCCUUGUUCUGGAUGAUGAAGAGAAUAAUAAAAGAGAAGUGUGCACAGUUCGCAAUCGCCAACUGUGAAUACAGUGUUCAUUAGUAUUUCCACUGCGCAUGUGAAUACUUGCAAUAAACCUAGGACUCGACUUGAAGUAGUCAGUGUGUUACAUUAGCUUUGGUGUGAAUACAAGACCCUAAGGUCCAUUUUUUUUGUGUUAAGAUGUUAAGUGUUUCACAUGAUAGCAGAACUGCAAAGACAGCAUUAAUAAUUGUCUCUGGCUGUGAUUAUGAGCUUGCCAUAACAAAUAAGAGAGUGCCUUUUAUUAUCAAUGAAGAAAUAUAAAAGUGAUUUAAAAGUCUGAAAUUUACAGUACGACUCUGCUGGAGAUAAAUAUUAAACUCCAAUGCUCUGAAAAUAUUAGCAUGGCCUUAUUAAGUCUCUUUCAUUCUCAUACUUAUAUGUUAGAUGACUCAUCUUUAAGGCAUCCUUUACCCAUUAUCAUACUUGCUUCCACAAGUUAAAUGUGACUUUCACUUGAUGGUAUCGCCACUGAAUUUAAGCACUCUUAGGUAACCUUUAAAAUGUACAAUCUUACCAUUUUUCCACAAGGUAACAGUGAGGCUACAAAGUUCUUUUUCUCUUCAUUACUUUAAAUUGUUUUGAAAUUAGUGUACUUCAGUUGUCAGACUGUA
Scomber scombrus (Atlantic mackerel) is the source of this 3788-nucleotide messenger RNA. RefSeq names its product myotubularin related protein 2 (gene mtmr2). Bases 90 to 2027 code for a protein of 645 amino acids. Lineage: Eukaryota; Metazoa; Chordata; Actinopteri; Scombriformes; Scombridae. Gene Ontology annotation, molecular function: phosphatidylinositol-3,5-bisphosphate 3-phosphatase activity. Gene Ontology annotation, biological process: dephosphorylation. The record is from RefSeq and is a predicted model, not a curated record. The transcript is spliced from 16 exons.